This is a messenger RNA of Phascolarctos cinereus (koala), 1405 nucleotides long. RefSeq names its product chromosome unknown C8orf33 homolog (gene CUNH8orf33). NCBI's taxonomy places the organism in Eukaryota, Metazoa, Chordata, Mammalia, Diprotodontia, Phascolarctidae. The record is from RefSeq and is a predicted model, not a curated record.
GGGCAGGGCCUUGGGGACCACCAUUGGUCAGCGACAGCGCUUCUGCAUAGGAGGAAGGUAGUCUAGACGGAGGCGGAGAUCUGGGCUAGCGUCGCCCGUGCCGGAGGGACCUCGGGGCAGCUAAGGCCGCCUGCUCUACGUGCGGGCGCUUCGCCUUGCCCCGUGUGCGAAGACUGCUCUGCGCCGUCACUCCUCGGCCUCUUUCUCCCCGCGACCCCGCUGCCGGUAGAGGCGGACCGCCCCGCCAGGGCUGGCAGCGGAACUGGAGGGCUGAAUCGUGUUUCCGGGCGGAAGGGAACCUGCGCAGGACCCCGGCCUGACCCGAGCUUGUUGGCGGGACCGUGCAUGGAGGUGAGGGCCGGGCAGUGCAGCGCGGGGUUGGGCGCAAAGCUUCCGAGGCCUCAGUUCUCCCUCCGGUUCCUCCCUCUCCUUCAGGCGUUGCAGCCGAUGGGCCAGAAGCGGCCGGAGCGGAAGCCGGAGCCUGUCGGCGGAGGCCGCGGGGCCAACAAGAAGGGCAAGAAGCAGCCGCCGCCUCCCCAGGCCGAGCCGAGCGCGCAGGGCCAGGGCCGGGGCGCCGAGGAGGUGGCCGGGGUGCCGGAGCAGGAUGAGCAGCUUCGGCUGCAGAGGGAGCUGGACUGGUGUGUGGAACAGCUGGAGCUGGGCCUGAGGACUCACAAAUCCACCCCAAAGCAGGCCGAGCAGGCCGCCCGAGCUAUAAAGACGCUUCGGAGUAAUCGAGCCGAGCUGCCCAAGAAACGUCAAGUGAUGAGGUCGCUGUUUGGGGACUACCGGGCCCGCAUGGAGGAAGAUCGCAAAGCGGCCCUGAAGGCCAUGGAAGCUGGUGAGGUCGAUCAGCCCGGAUGCUGCCUGUUGAAGAGGCUGUCCGAAGGAAGAGUAGCCGGGUCUGCAGGCAUCGUUCGGGUAGAGGGAUGAGUUCUGUGUCUUCUCCAGAGGAAGAAUUUAGGUUUAACUUUUUUUAGUCCCUACCCACCAGGGAUCUACCUAAUUUCUGCCAGAAAAGCUACCACUACCACCCCCAACCCAUUCUAGGGGCUGGAGAGGGAGCAGGUAAUCAGGUUUGGGAAAGUCACUUGGUAGGCAGAUAUAUGAUCGAGAUGGCUCAGAUCUCCUGCUUUUCAGAUAUGUGGUCAUUGUCACUGAAAGCCCCUGCUUGACAUGUGGGGUCAUCAGGCCCCCUGUGGGAUAGAUAUAUAUUUACCAUAUCUUGAAUUCCUUGAAGACAGGCAAGGUUAGUCUGUACUGUGCCUUGACUGGAGGGUGAAGUUGGAGGUAGCUGAAGCUGCUUGAAAAAGACUGAUUUGUCUUUUACCUCUUAGCUACCUUGGUACCUCUAUUUCUUAGUCUGAGAGAUGUCUUCAUUCAGUAAAAUCCUCCCUCAGCUUUC